Molecule: messenger RNA, 942 nt
Organism: Penicillium subrubescens
Lineage: Eukaryota; Fungi; Ascomycota; Eurotiomycetes; Eurotiales; Aspergillaceae
Product: 60S ribosomal protein uL10
Exons: 2
Coding region: 1-942 (313 amino acids)
Biological process (GO): cytoplasmic translation; ribosomal large subunit assembly; ribosome biogenesis
Cellular component (GO): cytosolic large ribosomal subunit
Molecular function (GO): large ribosomal subunit rRNA binding; structural constituent of ribosome
Source: RefSeq, a predicted model, not a curated record
AUGGGGGGCAAGUCCGCAACCAAGGCCGCUUACUUCGAUAAGCUGAAGGCCCUGCUCGAUGAGUACCGCACCGUCUUCAUUGUCGGUGUCGACAAUGUCAGCUCCCAGCAGAUGCACGAGAUCCGUAUCGCUCUCCGUGGCCAGGGUGUUGUCCUGAUGGGAAAGAACACCAUGGUCCGCCGUGCCCUCAAGGGGUUCGUUGUCGAGAACCCUGAGUUCGCCUCUCUGAUGCCUCACGUUAAGGGCAACGUUGGUUUCAUCUUCACCAACUCUGACAUGAAGGACGUCAAGGCCAAGAUCUUGGCUAACCGUGUCGCUGCUCCCGCCCGUGCCGGUGCCAUCGCUCCCGAUGAUGUCUGGGUCCCCGCCGGUAACACCGGUAUGGAGCCCGGUAAGACCUCGUUCUUCCAGGCUCUCGGUGUCCCCACCAAGAUUGCUCGUGGUACCAUCGAAAUUGUGUCUGACCUCAAGCUCAUUGAGGCCGGUAACAAGGUCGGUGCUUCCGAGGCUGCUCUGCUCAACCUGCUGAACAUCUCUCCCUUCACCUACGGUAUGACCAUUGCCCAGGUCUACGACCAGGGUCAGUGCUUCAGCGCCGAUGUCCUCGAGAUCGACGAUGAGCAGCUCCUCAAGGCCUUCAGCCAGGCUAUUGCCACCAUCACUGCUCUGUCUCUGGCUACCAACAUCCCCACCCUGCCCGCUGCCAUCCACUCCCUCAUCAACACCUACAAGAAGGUUCUUGCCGUUGCUGUUGAGACUGAGAUCAGCUGGCCCGAGAUUGAGGCCCUCAAGGACCGCAUCGCUAACCCCGAUGCCUACGCCGCCGCUGCCCCCGCCGCUGCUGCUGCCACCUCCGGUGGUGAUGCUCCCGCCGCUGCCGCCGCCCCCGCUGAGGAGGAGGAGGAGUCCGACGACGACAUGGGCUUCGGUCUCUUCGACUAA